AUGGACUUCCCGCUGGCGGGUCACUACACAGCCUGCAGCUACAUGACCUCGGCUGACCUGGUGACCCGCGACCCCCGUCUCCUGGCUCCCCCCGAGCUCCGGGUCGCCGCCCCCCGACCUGACCUCCCUGUCAAGCACGAUAUUGCCAGGUCAGAACUAAGCCGACGACUGGAGUACCGACCAGUGCCAGACUACGCCACCACCACCCGACCCGACCUCAAGGCUGACCUUCUGCCCGUCGAACUGCGCGCUGAUCUCGUACACCGUGACCUCCGCGCCGAGCUCAGGUCACACGAGGGGUCAACUAGUCACCGCGAGGAGGUCAGAGGACACGAGAACCGUCCGUCAGACAUCGAAAACGACCCAACAUUUCUCCUGGGCAACUCUAACGCCCCCACCAGCAGACGGUCAAGGGAACGCGAGCACGUGCUGGCCAUGACGAAGGAGGAGAGAAGGCGGCGCAGGCGGGCUACCCUCAAGUACCGCACUGCGCAUGCUAGUCGAGAGCGCAUGCGCGUGGAGGCCUUCAACGUUGCCUUCGCGCAGCUGCGGAAGCUCCUGCCGACACUGCCUCCGGAUAAGAAACUCUCCAAGAUUGAGAUCCUUCGUCUAGCCAUCUGCUACAUCGCCUACCUCAAUCACGUCCUGGAUGUGUGAGCGAGUGUCUGCGACCUCUGCCGCUGGUGGCUGCUGGAGGAGCCGCUGGUGGCUGCUGGAGGAGCCGUUGGUGGCUGCUGGAGGAGCCGCUGGUGGCUGCUGGAGGAGCCGUUGGUGGCUGCUGGAGGAGCCUGGACACGCAGACGGCGCCACGAUGGCCACCUUACUCCUCCGCCAGCUCCUCCAGUAGGACUAGUGCGCCUCUCUCACUCGUGGUAGUCUGAAAAAUAAAUAUCUUGUGACGAGCAAGAUAGGUGUUUGACCUGUAAAUACUUUUAGUUUCUUGUUUAUUUCUAACACCAGGCCACAGUAAAUAUCGAGAGAAUUUAGGCGGAAGUUGAAAAAACAAUGUGUCAAUGAGGUGUUUCUUGCUACAGGUAUUGUGAACAAUGGUGAAACACAAGACCUUGGCCUAACUAGGUGUUGCGAAGUGCCCACUUGGCCUCAUCUGUGUACUAUGGCCACAAUUUUUGUGCUUAGACUCGUGCAGACUAGAUCUUAGUGAACAAGAUCUAGCCAAUUGACUUAUUACUGUCGUAGUAGUUACAGGGAGACUGGGGCGUCAGUACAGCACACACUACAGAUCCAAGUGACUCCGCUUGCCUGGAAGACAGUUUCCGUAACGCGGAGUCACCACUAUGAUGGCUGGUGUGUGUGUGUGUGUGUGUGUUAACACACACACUUACUUACACACUUAACUUACUAAUACUAAAGUGUGUUACUAACACAACUUACUAAUACCUCACUGAGUGCGUACUUGACCUCUCCAGGGUACACUAUUACAAGACAUCCAGAGAAGACCAGCCCCUGGAGGUGGUGUGAGUGAGGUGGAGCUAGAGCUUGGUCAGCCAAGCAAGGAGUGCUGACCUCCUUACGGGCUAUUCAUGCCCGUGCCACCUCUUGGGUGGCUUAAUCUUCAUCAUCUGCUGACCUCAGGCUAACCAUAGCCCGUGCUUCUUGCUCCGCUCCUGUGCCAGGUAAGUUACGGGCUCACCAUAGCCCGUGCUACUUGGAACUUGUUCCGAGUAGUUGAAUCUAUAACAACAACAUGCUGAGCUCCCUUCACCUGCCACAGCACUGGCCUCCGUACUACGUGGUUAUCUUGAGAUGAUUUCGGGGCUUUUUUUAGUGUCCCCGCGGCCCGGUCCUCGACCAGGCCUCCACCCCCAGGAAGCAGCCCGUGACAAAUGUGCUCGUCCUUAGAGACG
Messenger RNA from Procambarus clarkii (red swamp crayfish), 1865 nucleotides. RefSeq lists its product as uncharacterized. Gene Ontology annotation, molecular function: protein dimerization activity; DNA-binding transcription factor activity, RNA polymerase II-specific; RNA polymerase II cis-regulatory region sequence-specific DNA binding. NCBI's taxonomy places the organism in Eukaryota, Metazoa, Arthropoda, Malacostraca, Decapoda, Cambaridae. The record is from RefSeq and is a predicted model, not a curated record. Gene Ontology annotation, biological process: regulation of transcription by RNA polymerase II.